AUGAGCGUGAUGACGUCCGCGCCGGCGGAGAUUUUAAAAUUCGAACGGCGGCGGCGGGCGGAGGCAGAAGCUGGUGUUUGGCGGUCGCUCUUCUGUAUAACAGGCGAUUGCACGGGUUGCAAAAAUUGGGUCCCUGGAUCACAUCAGCAAACUGGAAGAAAGGUCAUAAGCAUGAAGCGCAGUUCAGUUUCCACUGGUGGUGCUGGCCGCCUCUCCAUGCAGGAUUUAAGAUCCCAGGACUUAAAUAAACAAAGCCUCCAUACCCCUCAAACCAAAGAGAAACCAGCCUUUGGAAAGCUGAACUUAAACAAACCCACUUCUGAAAGAAAAGUCUCUAUAUUUGGUAAAAGAACUAGUGGACCUGGAUCCCGGAAUAGUCAAUUUGGUAUAUUUUCCAGUUCUGAAAAAAUCAAGGACCCACGACCACUUAAUGAUAAAGCAUUCAUUCAGCAGUGUAUUCGACAACUCUGUGAGUUUCUUACAGAAAAUGGUUAUGCAUAUAGUGUAUCCAUGAAAUCUCUACAAGCUCCUUCUGUUAAAGACUUCCUGAAGAUCUUCACUUUUCUUUAUGGCUUCCUGUGCCCUUCAUAUGAACUUCCUGACACAAAGUUUGAAGAAGAGGUUCCAAGAAUCUUUAAAGAUCUUGGGUAUCCUUUUGCAUUAUCCAAAAGCUCCAUGUAUACAGUGGGGGCCCCUCAUACAUGGCCUCACAUUGUGGCAGCCUUGGUUUGGCUAAUAGACUGCAUCAAGUUACAUACUGCUAUGAAAGAAAGCCCACCUUUAUUUGAUGAUGGACAUCCUUGGGGAGAAGAAACUGAAGAUGGAAUUAUGCAUAAUAAGCUGUUUUUGGACUACACCAUAAAAUGCUAUGAGAGUUUCAUGACUGGUGCUGACAGCUUUGAAGAGAUGAACGCAGAAUUGCAGUCAAAGUUGAAGGAUGUAUUUAAUGUAGAUGCUUCCAAGCUGGAAUCAUUAGCAGCAAAAAACAAAGCAUUGAAUGAACAGAUUACAAGACUGGAACAAGAAAGAGAAAAAGAACCGAAUCGUCUAGAGUCACUGAGAAAACUGAAAGCUUCCUUACAAGCAGAUGUUCAAAAAUAUCAGGCAUACAUGAGCAAUUUGGAGUCUCAUUCAGCCAUUCUUGACCAGAAAUUGAGUGGUCUUGAUGAAGAAAUUUCUAGAGUAGAACUAGAAUGUGAAACAAUGAAACAGGAGAAUGCUCGACUACAGAAUAUUGUUGAUAACCAGAAGUACUCAGUCGCAGACAUUGAAAGAAUAAAUCAUGAAAGAAAUGAAUUGCAGCAGACCAUUAAUAAAUUAACCAAGGACCUGGAGACAGAACAACAGCAAUUGUGGAAUGAGGAACUAAAAUAUGCCAGAGGCAAAGAGGCGAUUGAAACACAAUUAGCAGAGUAUCACAAGUUAGCUCGAAAAUUAAAACUUAUACCUAAGGGUGCUGAGAAUUCCAAAGGUUAUGACUUUGAAAUUAAAUUUAAUCCUGAAGCUGGUGCCAACUGCCUUGUCAAAUACAGAGCUCAAGUUUAUGUACCACUCAAGGAACUCUUGAACCAAACUGAGGAAGAAAUUAAUAAAGCUCUAAAUAAAAAAAUGGGACUAGAGGACACUUUAGAACAAUUAAAUACAAUGAUAACAGAAAGCAGGAGAAGUGUAAGAACUUUGAAAGAAGAAGUUCAAAAGCUGGAUGAUCUUUACCAACAAAAAGUUAAGGAAGCUGAGGAAGAAGACAAAAAAUGUGCCAAUGAGCUGGAGUCCCUGGAGAAACACAAGCACCUGCUGGAGAGUGCUGUUAAUGAGGGCCUCAGUGAAGCUGUGAAUGAAUCAGAUGCUAUUCAGUGGGAGUACCAACUGGUUGUGCAAACCACAACUGAAGAAAGACGAAAAGUGGGAAAUAACUUGCAGCGUCUCUUAGAGAUGGUUGCUACACACGUGGGAUCUGUGGAGAAACAUCUUGAGGAGCAGAUUGCUAAAGCUGAUAGAGAGUAUGAAGAAUAUGUGUCUGAAGAUUUCUUGGAAAACAUUAGAGAGAUUGGAGACAAGUAUAAGAAGAAAGCUGCUCUACUUAAAGCUUCUUCUGAUGAAUGAAGAUAAAAUGUUGACUAAGCAAAAACUUUGUGAAUGAACAGUGUAAAUUUUUAAAUGUCCUUCGUAGGUUGAAAACUCUCUAAUGUAUCCUAUACCCCUCCUUACAAUGAAGUCUCAUGACCAUAUCUUCCCAAGCCUAGAAAUAUUUUUAUAUCUUUUCUAAAUCUAGUUCAUUAACUUAAAGUAUGUAAAACCUGAAAUUAUGAUAACUUGUUGAAUUGUUAUCUUUAGAUGUGAAAGACCGUUGUAUUAUGUACCCAGAGUUAAUAAAACUGCAUCAGUAAAGUAUGUUUCAAUGCCUACUUUCAGAUGGUUAGAAGACAGGUAUUUUUAUCUAAACCAGGAAUUGUCAAACUAACUGUGGGCCAAAUCCAAUCACACCCAUUCAUAUACCAUCUAUGACUGCUUUCACACUACAGUGACAGAGUUUAGUAUAUGUGACAGACCAAAUGGCCCACAGAGCAAAAAAUGUGUACUAUCUGGCCCUUUACAGAAAAUGUCUGCCAGUCCCUGGCAUAAGCCAUACAAAGGUUGGUACUGUUUUUAAAAAACUGUUUUAAAAACUUUCUUAAUGACUGACACAUAGUCUUACCCACUCCUUAUCCAGAGCCAAGAAACUAAAGUGCUUUUUGGCUUCAUGCCACCUUUACUCUGAAAUAAGCAGAAUAUGGAAUGUGAGAAUUAGCAGAAAUAAUAAAAUAGUCCGGUUCAACCCCCUCAUUUUAGAGAUGAGAAUUCAUUCCUAGAGAAGUUCUGCUUUACCACUUGUCACACCUCUGGGUGUGGAAGAAGCCACCUUGGAACUUACUUGAACCUGUACACAAUCCUGAGUACAGACACAGGAUCCAUGAAAUAUCAGCUCUGGAUGCUGAGGAAAUCAUGUUAGAAUAUGAAAAUAUUAGGUCUAAACUGCUAGAAAACUCCUCUAAGUUGAACUGACAUCUGCCUCCAGUUGAACCUUCUAUUCAUUAAACUUUAUUCUAAUUCCAGUGCAAGUCAGAAUAAAGAACAUGAUAAGAUGAGAAGUAAGCAAUAUUCUAUGGGAACUCAGAAUGGAAUUCCAGCAAAGUUUCAUGAAGGGAAGGCAUUCAGCCAGAGAGAGCUGAAUGAACAGACUGGUCAUAGUUAAUGGAUAACUCCCAGAUCUGACAAGAUUAAUAGUCACCAGUGUAUUCAAAAAUCUUGACUACUGACAUCCAGUAGAACUUUCUCUAGUGAUGGAAGUACUCGAUCUGCACUCUCCAUUAUGGCACCAGCCAUGUGUAUCUAGUGUGCACUCAAAUGACACAUGUUUAUGACAAACGACACAAGCUUUGCCGCUAAACACAGUGUGGAAACAGUGGGAGCACCAUCGGCCCACUUGCUCACUAAAAAUGCAGACUUGGCCCCACCCCAGACCUACUAAAUCAGAAUAUGCACUUUUUGUAGUGUAUUGACAUAAGCUAUGUAUUUAAGCUUCUCAUAAGUUUUGACAUAUAUACACCCAUAAAAUUAUCCCAUCUAAUAAAGAUGUCAUGACUAAAAGUUUCCUCAUUGUCCUUUGCAAUCCUUUCUCUUGCCCCACACCCAUCCUCAGGCAAACACUGGUCUCCUUUCUGUUACUAUAGAUUCAUUUGCAUUUUCUAGGAUUUUAUAUAAAUAAAAUCAUAGAGUAUGUAUACUUGUAUAGCCUCUUCCAUUCAGUAUUUUGAGAUACACUUUGUACUAUAUAUUAGUAAUCUGUUCCUUUUUAUUGCUAAGUGUUCCAUUAUAUAUGAAUACAUUGAGUUUGUUAAUUCAUUCACCUCUUGAUGCGCAUUGGGUUCUUUACGGUUUUGGCUAUUACAAAUAAAGUCUGAAUAUUCAUGUACAAGUAUUUGAGAGUAUUCUUUCAUUUCUCUUGGGUAAACAGGAGUGGAAUGACUAGUUCAUAUAUGGUAGGAGCAAAUUAGCUUUUAUGAAAUUUCAAAAAUGUUUUCUAAAGUGGUUGUAACUGCAAUAUAUGGGACUUCCAUUUGCUCCACACCCACACUUGGGAUGGUCAGUUGUUUUAUUUUUAAACAUCCUAAGGGUAUAUGGUUCUAUCUCAUGAUAUUAAUUGGCAUUUCCCUAAUGACCAAUGGUGUUAAGCACCUUUUUGUGACCUUAUUGCCAGUCAUAUAUAUUCAUGUCUGUU
This is a messenger RNA of Manis pentadactyla (Chinese pangolin), 4258 nucleotides long. RefSeq names its product NDC80 kinetochore complex component (gene NDC80). NCBI's taxonomy places the organism in Eukaryota, Metazoa, Chordata, Mammalia, Pholidota, Manidae. Gene Ontology annotation, biological process: attachment of mitotic spindle microtubules to kinetochore. The record is from RefSeq and is a predicted model, not a curated record. The coding region runs from base 1 to 2103 and encodes 700 amino acids. Gene Ontology annotation, cellular component: Ndc80 complex. The transcript has 17 exons.